AUGAGUUCAAAGGAAAUGAAGAUUGUCGUCGUUGGUGACGGUGCUGUUGGCAAGACAUGUUUACUAUGGGUUUAUGCUAAUAACUCAUUCCCAGAGACUUAUGUUCCAACUGUAUUUGACAAUUAUAAAACAACAGUUUCGCUGGAUGGUAGAACUGUAAAAUUGGAAUUAUGGGAUACUGGUAUAUAUGACCGUUUGCGUCCACUCUCAUAUCCUGGUACACAAGUUUUCUUGAUUUGCUUUUCAACAGUUGAUGAAACUAGUUAUGCUAACAUUAGAACUAAAUGGUAUCCAGAAGUUAAUCAUCACUCUGAUGGUGUUCCAAUUGUUCUUGUUGGUACAAAAGUUGAUUUACGUGAGAUGGGUGACAAAUCACAAGGAGGUGACAAUAUUUCACCACAAUUGGGUGAAAAACUAAAGGCAGAAAUUAAAGCUAUCAAAUAUGUUGAAUGUUCUGCCAAGACACAACAAGGUGUUAAAAUGGUCUUUGAUGAAGCCAUUAGAGCUGUUCUUUUCCCAAGAAGUGGAUCUGGAAAGAAAUCAGGAUGUGAAUUAUUGUAA
Messenger RNA from Naegleria gruberi, 561 nucleotides. RefSeq names its product rho family small GTPase. Gene Ontology annotation, molecular function: GTP binding; GTPase activity. NCBI's taxonomy places the organism in Eukaryota, Heterolobosea, Eutetramitea, Acrasida, Naegleriidae. The coding region runs from base 1 to 561 and encodes 186 amino acids. The record is from RefSeq and is a predicted model, not a curated record. Gene Ontology annotation, biological process: small GTPase-mediated signal transduction. The transcript has 5 exons.